Messenger RNA from Westerdykella ornata, 755 nucleotides. RefSeq lists its product as uncharacterized. The coding region runs from base 128 to 604 and encodes 158 amino acids. The record is from RefSeq and is a predicted model, not a curated record. NCBI's taxonomy places the organism in Eukaryota, Fungi, Ascomycota, Dothideomycetes, Pleosporales, Sporormiaceae. The transcript has a single exon.
CUUCUCUCCCUACUAACAGAGGAGAAGCAUCCACUGCCCCUCUUUCUUCCCCGCAAACUCCAAUUUUGAGAGCCAGCCUGGCCCCGGAAAACAGCUCAUCAAACUGUGACCAAAUCACGAAGCCAUCAUGACACCACGAUGCCAACAUGGCCAUGCCCAUGCCAUGCCAAUGGGCCCCUCAACAAUGAAAAAGUUUUCUGCGUCCCCCCUUAUGCGGAAUUUCCUGGGGGUAACAAAAACCGGCUUUGAACCAGUCGCAGCAUUCCUUCGGCGUCAGGUGCCCACCGCGGAUUACGCGAUGCCAAGCAGGAGAAGCCGCGAACGCCUUCGUUCUUUUGCAUCCAUGUCCAGCGCUUCCUGCAGCAACGCCGGCCUCCCCUUUAUUGCAGCAGAGCGGGUCUCCCGAGGUCUUGUCUGUCCGCCGCAUGAUCACCAAAAUGCCGUUAACUGCAAAGUGCGCGAAGGCGUUGCGAGGCGGAGGCGGGGACCUGGGAGUCUGGGACCAAGCCGCCCUCCCUCGUGCCUGGUUGUGGUGUCAUGGAUGCACACGCAAAGUUUUUGGCCGCAUGCGCGUGCUGUCACCGUGUGCCUGAGUAGUGUCUGAGGUGCCGGCGGACCUCGUUUGUUGGCUGUCCUCCGGAGCGGCUGUACUGUAUAUAAGGGAGUGAGGCCCGGACGGGAGGGUGGUGUUGCUAUUACACUGCACUACGGCAUACUACUACUCUUAGCCCUUUACCCCAGAUUCUCUGAGCGAG